AUGCUCCAUACGGGCGUCUAUGCACAUCAAUUUGUGGCAAACGGCGAUAACCAGAUUCCUUUCUGGGCUCAUACCGAGAGUGUCAUUGGUGAGAUUGAUUUGUCGACGUAUGACUUCGGCGGCAUCGGCACUUAUGCAAGUGUGCCGUAUGAGAAUUGCUUUGUCGAGAAUGACUCUUCAGAGGGCUUCGAUAUUGCCAUUCUUGGCGCGCCUUUUGACACGGCAGUAACAGCACGUCCCGGGGCGCGCUUUGGACCAACUGCUAUCCGGACCGCCAGUAAGCGCAAGGCAUACGGCUACAGCAUAUAUACCGGCGUCGAUCCGGUCCACGACUGGGCCAGAGUCGUUGACUGCUUUGACGCCCCGCUGACAUUCCUCGAUAAUCGCGUUGCGCUCAAGACGCUUGAUCAAGCCCACAGGGUUAUUUCUGGGAGAUCGACGGCUCACCCUGACAAGUCAACUAUUCCGAGAAUCGUGACGCUAGGAGGCGACCACACGACAACUCUGUCAGCGCUGCGAUCUACACAUAAGCGAUGGGGGCCGGUGUCGGUUAUUCACUUUGACAGCCACAUUGACACCUGGGAUCCAGCAGUUUUAGGCGGUGGUAUUUCAGACUAUGCAGGAAUUAACCAUGGAACUUUUUUGCACAUUGCGCAUGAAGAGAAUCUCAUUCUCAACUCAUCGAUCCAUGCCGGCAUUCGCGCUCCGCUGACACGACGGAAGGCGGAUAUGCGAAAUGACAGACGCUGCGGAUUCGACACAAUCACUGCCCGGGAGUUGGACACCAAGGGAGCUCAGUCGAUCGUUGAUAGUAUCCGACAGCGCGUCGGUGAUAGCAACGUCUACAUCAGUGUCGAUAUCGAUGUUCUCGACCCUGCAUUUGCUCCUGCAACCGGUACUCCUGAGCCAGGCGGCUGGAGCACCCGCGAGUUGACGACCAUCUUGGCUGGGUUGGAGGGCUUGAACAUUAUUGGAGGAGACGUAGUAGAAGUGGCACCGGCAUACGAUGAUAAUGCCGAGACGACUGCACUUGCGGCUGUGGAGGUUGUUCACGCCAUCCUUGAGCUUAUGGUUGCAAAACCAGUCAAGGCGCCAAGGAAAGAAUGA
Molecule: messenger RNA, 1107 nt
Organism: Trichoderma virens Gv29-8
Lineage: Eukaryota; Fungi; Ascomycota; Sordariomycetes; Hypocreales; Hypocreaceae
Exons: 7
Coding region: 1-1107 (368 amino acids)
Molecular function (GO): agmatinase activity; metal ion binding
Source: RefSeq, a predicted model, not a curated record